ACUCGGUGGCCAGGGCAGGGCCCCAAGCCCCCCAAGAGGAGACUGUGGAGACCACGAGCACACUGGGGCUACCCCGGCCCGCAGGGGCCGUGGGCACCAUGAAUGACGUGGCCAUCGUGAAGGAGGGCUGGCUGCACAAGCGAGGGGAGUACAUCAAGACCUGGCGGCCGCGCUACUUCCUCCUCAAGAAUGAUGGCACCUUCAUCGGCUACAAGGAACGGCCGCAGGAUGUGGACCAGCGCGAGUCCCCCCUCAACAACUUCUCCGUGGCACAAUGCCAGCUGAUGAAGACGGAGCGGCCCAGGCCCAACACCUUCAUCAUCCGCUGCCUGCAGUGGACCACCGUCAUCGAGCGCACGUUCCACGUGGAGACGCCCGAGGAGCGGGAGGAGUGGACAACUGCCAUCCAGACGGUAGCUGAUGGGCUCAAGAGGCAGGAGGAGGAGCUGAUGGAGUUCCAGUCGGGCUCGCCCAGCGACAACUCAGGGGCUGAGGAGAUGGAGGUGUCCCUGGCCAAGCCCAAGCACCGAGUGACCAUGAACGAGUUUGAAUACCUGAAGCUGCUGGGCAAGGGCACCUUUGGGAAGGUGAUCCUGGUGAAGGAGAAGGCCACAGGCCGCUACUAUGCCAUGAAGAUCCUCAAGAAGGAGGUCAUUGUGGCCAAGGAUGAGGUGGCACACACCCUUACUGAGAACCGUGUCCUGCAGAACUCCAGGCAUCCCUUCCUCACGGCCCUGAAGUACUCCUUCCAGACCCAUGACCGACUCUGCUUCGUCAUGGAGUAUGCCAAUGGGGGCGAGCUCUUCUUCCACCUGUCCCGGGAGCGCGUGUUCUCUGAGGACCGGGCCCGCUUCUACGGCGCGGAGAUCGUGUCGGCCCUGGACUACCUGCACUCCGAGAAGAACGUGGUGUACCGGGACCUCAAGCUGGAGAACCUCAUGCUGGACAAGGACGGGCACAUCAAGAUCACGGACUUCGGGCUCUGCAAGGAGGGCAUCAAGGACGGUGCCACCAUGAAGACCUUCUGUGGGACGCCUGAGUACCUGGCGCCCGAGGUGCUAGAGGACAACGACUAUGGCCGCGCUGUGGACUGGUGGGGGCUGGGCGUGGUCAUGUACGAGAUGAUGUGUGGCCGCCUGCCCUUCUACAACCAGGACCACGAGAAGCUGUUCGAGCUCAUCCUCAUGGAGGAGAUCCGCUUCCCACGCACGCUCGGCCCCGAGGCCAAGUCGCUGCUCUCGGGGCUGCUCAAGAAGGACCCCAAGCAGAGGCUCGGCGGGGGCUCCGAGGAUGCCAAGGAGAUCAUGCAGCAUCGCUUCUUCGCCAGCAUCGUGUGGCAGGAUGUGUAUGAGAAGAAGCUCAGCCCGCCCUUCAAGCCACAGGUCACCUCGGAGACCGACACCAGGUAUUUUGAUGAAGAGUUCACAGCCCAGAUGAUCACCAUCACUCCACCUGACCAAGACGACAGCAUGGGAUGUGUAGACAGCGCACGGAGGCCACACUUCCCGCAGUUCUCCUACUCUGCCAGUGGCACGGCCUGAGGGUCCCCCCGGCAGAGGGUUGCAGCGUACUGCAUGCCGGAUCUGGAGCCUCCAACAGAUGCCCUGCAUUGGACAGCUGAUUUCCCAGAUGCACUGGGAGGAGACACGCCGGCCUCCCGGGCAGGGGAGGACAUUCCUGCUGGGAUGGUGUCCUGCCACCUGGCCAGGUCAAGAGAAAAAUUGUCCUGCGGUUUCUCUUUAAUUUAUUUCAUCCAAUCUGUUCUCCAAACGUGGCCUCUGCCCUCAGAACAAUUACACUCAUGUAGGAAACGUUAAGGACCUCUGCAUCCCUUGCAGUGGGGUGGCGGGUCUGGGUAGGUCCUGCACCACCCUGUCUGGCCAUGCAUCUGACUGCCCCCACCUGGGGUCCAGGGACUCGUCCCACCUGCGGCACCAGGAGCAGCUUCACUGGGGCACACUGGCUGGCACCCUCCAGGUAGGGCACAAAGCAGCCCUUGCAGUAGGGCCAUGUCUCUGAGGACAUACUCAGAGCUACCCUCAGAUGGGCUGGGAUAGGCUGAGGUGGGCCAGGGCUCACCUGCAGGACAGAGCUGUGUACCUUGCCAUUCCCAGGCCUCGGGAGUGAAAUCUCAGCGACAGGAAAGCCCCUCCCCCACUGUGUCCGAGGAGCCCCCUUCCGGCCUCUUUACCCCGGAUGAUUCUCUGCACUCUGCUCUCGCAGCUUCACUUCUGAUCUCUUGCCUGGCCCUCCCUCUCCUGGCCAGACUUGGCCGCUGCUGCACCAUGCCAUUUUUUACAACAUUCAACUUUAGCAUUUUUACUAUUAUAAUAUGAAACUUUCCCUCCAAAUCUUCAAUAAAAAUUGCUUUUCAAGUU
This is a messenger RNA of Chinchilla lanigera (long-tailed chinchilla), 2378 nucleotides long. RefSeq names its product v-akt murine thymoma viral oncogene homolog 1 (gene Akt1). NCBI's taxonomy places the organism in Eukaryota, Metazoa, Chordata, Mammalia, Rodentia, Chinchillidae. Gene Ontology annotation, biological process: protein phosphorylation. The record is from RefSeq and is a predicted model, not a curated record. Gene Ontology annotation, molecular function: ATP binding; protein serine/threonine kinase activity.